Molecule: messenger RNA, 990 nt
Organism: Blastomyces gilchristii SLH14081
Lineage: Eukaryota; Fungi; Ascomycota; Eurotiomycetes; Onygenales; Ajellomycetaceae
Exons: 3
Coding region: 1-729 (242 amino acids)
Source: RefSeq, a predicted model, not a curated record
AUGAAAGUGAAAAAGGAAAGGAAAAGGGCCAAAAGGGAGAAGGUCAAUUCAAAUGAUUCCAGGUACAAAGCCAGACAAGCCCAGUUAUGCACCUUUUCGAGCUUCGUUGAUGAGAGCGACAGGAGGUCCGGGAGGGGCCGCACGGCCGUUGUUAUAAUAAUCCGGAGUAUACCACAAGAAGGCAACAUAAAGGGACAAGGUGCAGAAGUACCCUUUGGAGCCAAUCCGCGGGGCUACCCGGACCUUGAUGAGAGGGGGAACUGUCAACGCAUUCAUCUCAUUAGGGCAUUCAUUUUACAGCUGGAAGAGAGUAACGAAAGACGGCAAGGAAAUACAGUAUUCUUACCAACACCAUGCAGACAAUACGUAAAAAUGGAGAGGAAAGUCUCGCCCAUUGGUGAAUAUAAAAGAGUGGACAGGCCGCACCGGCAAUCUGGUUGGAGACCUCAAGUUUACGACGUGAAACCCAAGGAUAGAGAGGCCUUGGGCAGCAGAAAUGUUUCCACCCACAUUGUUACGGGGCGCAGGGGUAACGUAUGGUCUGCGUGGUAUUCCCAUACAGUUCCAGCCCAGCCACAGACGAGACGAGGCCGUCAGAGACAGCAAUUACCCAGUACGCGCGGAAAAACUGUCAGGGGAGGGGUGAGGAAGGGGAUUGAAGAGAUCCCGAAGCAUCAAAUAAUAACUGGCAGGCGACCAAACUGCCUAGAGAGAGUAAGGCCUGUUUAGCGCAAUAUAAUGCCUGAAAGUUUGCUGAGGGGAAGGUUUCGGCUGUGGGUAAAUGUCAUGAUAGGGCAGAGGGGAGCUAGGCGGAGCAUCAGCGAUCUUGGUGUGGAAACAUCGGCAAACGGUGGAAGGUAGGAUGCAUGGAAUGGCUUUCCGCGUUGUUUGACUCGUGCUCUGAACACCAGAUUCGAAGAUCAUUUCGGAUCAGCUCUCAGUGGAGUUUCGAAACAACAUGAAUGGUCCGCGUUUUGGCGCCUUAUUAAC